AUGAAGAGGCAAGACGGACUCGUGUUUCUACGAGGAAUCGAGACAUGGAGACACUUGUCUUGGGCUUACGGUCAUUUCGUUCGGACGCCAGAAGAGGAAGAAUCCAGCAGGGUCGAUCCGAAGAAGCGUGUCGGAUGCAAUUGGCCUGAGCGUCAUGUCUGAGUGAGUGUGUGCGAGUUAAUUGAUGCGCACGAUGUGUCUGGGAGUCUUCGUUUCACGCCAUCGAAUGAGUUUAGCCAGACGAUGUCAAAGGAGAUACGGGAAAAUGAAGAGGAAAAAGUCAGUGGAGAGGUGGUGAAUGAGUACGCCGAGAGUACACGACGAAUCCGCAUCAUGAUUCUGCCGGCUUGGCCAGAGCUACUCAGGAUGGCUGAAUGA
Molecule: messenger RNA, 378 nt
Organism: Protopolystoma xenopodis
Lineage: Eukaryota; Metazoa; Platyhelminthes; Monogenea; Polystomatidea; Polystomatidae
Source: the annotation of a GenBank genome assembly